AUAUAUCAUCUGGGUGGAUUAAACAUUAUUAAAUGUUAAAGCUCUUUAAGCAAAAUGUUUAAAUUUAUGUCCAUAGAAAAUGUAUUGUUUUUAACUCAUUUAAACAAACAUUUACAACAUUAUUGUAAAAUGUUAACAAAAAAAAUCCUCAGUAUUUACAUCAUUUAAAGCAGAGCGUGUGUGACUAUUUAUAAUAAUAAAAACAUAAUAUGCAUAGAAAUAUAGUUUUUUUAAUAAAUUAUUCUUUAACAUGAACACAAGAGACGGCAGGACUCGAGCUGUGUUACAGCUGCUUGCGUUCACUCGGGUAAUCUGCACUCGGCCCUGUUUCCAGAAAUAACCACUGCUAUCUGGGCAUUAGCUUCAUAGUCUUAGGCGUCACACCCAUGGGCCGUUGGCUGAACGUCUGAUGCAUACUGAUCACUUAUCUGGAAACACUUCAGCGGAUUUUGAAGUCGUCCUCUGGUUGAAUUAUACAGGAUUUUAUGUUUACAUCUGUGACAAUAUGCAAAUAAACGCUGCAUGUUUAAAAGUAUGCAAGAUAUUUUAACGUGUUUGAAAUUGUUGUUAUAAACGUAUGAGACGUUUAUGAAUGAUGGUGAAUGAUGCACACCGGUCUGUCAUCUCCAAUCCCUUAAACAUGACAUUGCACAUAGCUUUAAGUGUCAGUCAUAUGGCUUCUGGGCAGCCCUUGGCCAUUUUAAGAUGAAUACUCCCUAAAAUUUGGAUUUUGGAACAAAUCGGUUUGUAGGUUGUGCAAUUUUUCAGCCAGAUAUCCAGUCUGGGCCAUGAAACGUAAUAACCUGCAGAUGGAAUGUGAUCCUUUUUCUUUUUAUCCUCACAUUCCCUCCCUCCCAUCUCCCUCCGGUCUCCUCCCUCUCUCUCGCUUUCUGCAGCACAGCCGCAUCCAUCAGCAGCCAUGUUGGUCGUCAGAAAGGUCGUCCCACAAUAAUCCAGCAUCUUUCCAAUUCUCCUUCAUCUCUCAUUUCCUAGUUGUGUUUAUUGUUUAAUGCAUUUCCCCUCCUAACCCUAUUUACCAUUUCUCUCUGUUCGUCCAUCCGUGUUCUCCAUUUUCGUUUUCUGCUUCAUCACAGCUGCCGCCUUCUCGUCCUCUUUCAGUCUGAUAGCAGAGAUGAGUGUUCAAGAGGCAGCUCUCUCUCUCUCGCUUUCUCUCUCUCGCCUCCCACCCACCGCCACAGACACGCACACAUAAAGAUGUUGUAGGAGAGUAGUAACGAUAUGCCUUCAUUCGGUUGUGCGUAUACAUACCGAAACAGACAAAGAACGGGAUGUGUGUGAGGGAUGGAGAAUAUGGGUGUGUGAAUUUAUAUUCAUAGCCGGUCGCAAUCAUCUCUCCUUUGGAGGGGGGACAUCAGAAAUAGCAGCACCCAUAUCGAUGUUAUUUAUGACCACAAUAGAAAAUAUCAAAAUCUGCCUUGCAAAAACCAAGUGUUGUUUAUGUUAUGACACCGGUUGUUGCGUCGUUGCAAAUGCAUCCACCUCGCAUGCAUGCAGAUGAUUUCCUGCAUUCCACACGGUUCUGUCGUGUUAGCGUGCCGAUCCGUUUUCCUUCCACUCUUUCAAACCAAGUGUUGUUAAUGAAGUUGCGGUUCUUUGCUAGCAUGCAGCAUCUCUUUUUCGCUGCUAAUAAUGCACCGACAGCAGUGGAGCUGCACUGUCUGACUAUUUAUAAACUCCACAGUGGGCGAACAGCUAGUCAGCGUACAGGACGAGUGAGACUUAUAGCUGGGUGCAUUGGAGCAGACUGAUGCCCCCUGCCACCUCUGGACUGGGCGUCUUACGCAGAGAGGGCACUGGGACUGGGGUGAACGAAAAGAGAGAGUGUGUGCAAGAGAGAGAGAGAGAGAGAGAGAGACAGAGCGAACGAGCAGGAUAGACUUAUAGUAGAGGCUGUGAUCGCAGCAAGUGACGAGUCAAACCUGUACCAAAACACUGUAACACCUGCGAACGAAACAUCUUUCUCCAACCAUUAGUGGAUCGCAGGAACGGUGGAGGGAAGCGAGAACGAUGUUUUCCGCUCUCCGUCCAUUGAAGCGCUUUCUCUGAUGCACUAAAAUAAAGAUGACUGUGGUCAACCCCAGCACUCUUGGCCUGAUGGACAGCUCCCAUCCCCAAGCUGUCCUCAGUCGUCUGAGUGAACAACGUUCACAGGGUCUUUUCUGUGAUGUGAUAAUCGUUGUGGAAGACGUCAAAUUUCGUGCCCACCGCAACAUACUGGCUGCCACUAGUGGAUACUUUCGUAAUGCUUUCAAAACACCUGAUGUCUACACAUCCAGCCAGGUACUGGAGCUAACAGACCUGAAAUCUGAGGUCUUUGCUAACAUCCUAAACUUUAUCUACAGUGCCAAAGUGGAUUCAAGCAGUGCAGAGGACAACAAGUCUCUAGUGGCAGCUGGCAAGCGUUUAGGAAUUCCCUUUCUGGAGAAAUUGUUGGACUGUGAAAGGCAGAGCUCUAUACUGCAAAGCCAAGGAAGAGCAAACAAUCAUUCAAAGUUGGCAGACACAUGCACACUGAAAAAAGAGACCCUCAAACCAGAGGAGUCAGACUGCUCCAAAGUCCCGAGAAUCACCAAUGCUUUCUCCAUCAAUGAGGUUGGAGCAGUAAACAACCCAUUCUCUACACUGGACCAGGGCAACAAAGUUAUAGAGGCACUGAAAGAGGGCCAUCCCCCAUCCAGCCCGCGAACUACAAGCAUAUCACCUACAGAGAGCGAGCCUGCCCAUGCUAUAUCUGAGCACUCGUAUGCAGUGAGCCAGGGGCAAGACUCAAAUGAUAUCAGAGAGCUUAGUCAAGGGAAUGAAAAUACAACUAUCCUACCUGCUGUGGUUCCAGCUAAGAGUUUAAUUAACCAAAGACUUGGCCCCUUAAAAAAGCGGCAUAUACUUGGUAAGGCCCUUCCACCCCUCACACAGGAUCUAACCACAACUGUGCCCAGCACUGGUGCUACAUCUACAGUGGAAAAGACUGCUGUUGCCCCAGUAUCUUCCUCCCAGAUGUCCUCCGAUGGAGCACCAGAGAUACAUUCCAGCCUCAAUCUAUUGCCACCACUUGAUGUUACACCCCCUCAGGACGCAGAGCCACCAUCCCUCAGUCCUCAGAAUACCACCAGUGUCCCCACCUUCUCAUGCCAGCAAUGCUCGGAGACCUUCAGCGACUCAACGCUUCUCACCAUCCACAUGCAAAUACACCGGAGAUUUGUCAGUCAUUUGUUUUGCAAGUACUGCCACAAAAAGUUUAUGCACUUGAAAAGGUUACGCAAUCAUGAGCAGGUUUGUGUGAAAUCUCUUAAAGGUCCAUCAGAAUUGGAGACAAACAAUAAAGAGUCUUCACGGGUCCCGGUCUCUAAUGAUACACAAAAUGCAAAUAACGCGCAACUCUCUUUACCUCCACCAGAUCUCCACCUCCCCUUAAGUUUGGACCCAACAUUCACCAGUCCACUCGAAAUGCCUCAGGAUCAAGUUCAUGGAACUGUAAACACUAAUAGUACUUCAAGAACAUAUAAAUGUUCUGUAUGCAAACGUGCUUACGUGACCAUCUCCAGUCUGAAAAGACAUGAGAAUGUCCACUCUUGGCAUAGAGCUUACCCUUGCCACUUCUGCAACAAAGUUUUUGCUCUGGCUGAAUACCGUACCAAACAUGAGAUCUGGCAUACCGGGGAACGUCGGUACCAGUGCAUUUUCUGCUUGGAGACCUUCUUGACCUACUACAUCCUCAAGAAUCACCAGAAGUCCUUCCAUGGCAUAGAUCCACAAAUGGCUGUGAAUAAAAAAUCAGCAAAUGGUGGACUUAAGAGCAGUGUCUAUCCCAUAAAGCUCUACAGGCUUCUCCCAAUGAAAUUCAAAAAGAAACGAUAUAAGUCUUAUAGCCAUAUGUACUCAGAGGGAAUUGAGAGCCAAGAGGAUUCCUUCAUUGCACCGCUGGGCAGCUGUUCCCCCCCUGCUCUUUUUGACAGUACAGUACCUACUGCGAAUUCAGAUGUUAUCAGCGCUCAGUCAUUAUUUUCAAUGCCAGUCACAUUUAUGGCCACUCCGAAAAUGAUGGCAACAGAAAUGCCCCGUAUAAGUUUUGACAAACCAUGUGACCAAAAUGUGGAUUUGAUGCCAUCUGAGAUAGAAAAAUCUCAAAAACACAUCUCUGCCAUCCCAGGAUUUGAUGGCAAAGGGUCACCACUCUUCAGCUAUAGAUUUACAGAUUCUUCAAAAGCAAUACAGAAAAACACAGGGUCCUCUCUUUUCACGAAUGGAAAUGACACACCCUCAACUGAGAAAACCACAGAAAACAGCACAGACAAUCUUCCAUUCCUCAACAUACCAUCUGUCUGCUCUUUUGAAGGGUUAAGCAAGCUAAGCGAACUAUCAGCAGCAGCACGAACCAUCGAAGACAUGGCCAAUCAGCUGCUGCAAGCAAGGCCUGAAAGUAUAACGCAGGAUCAAGCACCUUGUGGAAAAACAGAAACAUACAUUGCAAAGCCUGCUUGUCCUGGUCCAUCAGUUGACAGCCAGGUCCUCCCCCUCUGUCAAAUAACAGUAAAGAUUGGCAAUGAGGCGAUUGUUCGACGUAAAAUAAAAGGCUCAAAGUUGUUUCCAAAGAAGAGGAAGAGGAAAAGCUGGAGGCCAGAGGUCAUAGCUCAAAGUACUCCUGUAGAGGAUGGUGUUGGAAGCCCAAGUUUAAGGCUGAGAGCAGAAGUCAUGACGUCAGUUGCAGAAAAUGAAACAUACGAUGACCCAAAUGAACCUGAAACUGACGAACCAUGGCGUCCGUAUUACACAUAUAAACCUAAAAAGAAAGGUAAGAAACUGAGAUGCAAACAGAAGAGGAUAAAACCGAUGAGAUGCUACACCAGACCCUUGUCACCUGAAGCAAAUGAAGACUUAAGAGAAACACACUUUUAUCCAGAAAGGAAGAUCUCAGCAGAGAACUAUGGAAUCAGGAGGGAGCUAAGACCAAGCAGCCAAAAGGAAGCUUUCCCCUGCCACAGCUGUGACAGAUCUUUCGCUAGCCAGACCUCCCUCAGCAUGCACAUCAUCAGCUGCCAUCAACCAUGCUGCAGAAUAUGUGGUAAACAAUGUGCCCCUGAAGACACAUUCAGCACAGCUGGUCCCAAUGCAGAAGUCAGUGGUGACUUUAUCUGCAAGAGCUGCACAGAGGACGGCUCCUGUUUCAGCUCCGAUGCAGCGCCCCACAGCCUGAGCAGUGAAAAGCGCUACAGAUGUUUGUACUGCCCACAGCGGUUUCUUUACCUUGCCACCAAGAAAAGUCACGAGAAAAAACACUUAGAGAAGUCAGGUAAAGGAUACCAUUGCAGGUAUUGCUCAAAGAUUUGUAAAUCGGCAGUGCUGUUGGAUGUGCAUGAGAACAAGCACUUCAAGGCAAAAGAUGGAGAAGAUCCUGACAUGAAAUAUAAAAUGUCCAGUUCAUUUCCAACAGGUAAAGAGCGCAAAGGGCACAUCAAACUUGAGCCUUGGGAAAACCCAUAUACCUGCUCUGAAAUCAAGCCAAAGAUUCGGGAACCCAUGGACAGAGAGGCCGAGGGAAGUGACCCUCCACUCACCAAUAUCUACAAAACAAAAAAAUCUCUGUUGUUUCCCUAUACAGCAGACAAGUCAUUCUCUCCUCUUUCUCCAGAAAUAAAGAGGAGAACCUCUAAGAAAAAAAGCAUUUUGGAACGUUCUAAAGGAUUUGGAUUUGAGGGGCACAGACGAGAUUCUGUGGGGGCUGUGAUGUGGGGCCCACAGGACUGAGUGCACAACACAGGUACAAUCCAAACCCUAAGCCAAGAACCAAGUGUGUGUUACCAAAGGACCCUCCCUAUACAGUUGCUCAAGUCAGAGCGAAGCAUUUGUGUAAAGAGGAACCUUUUUCACACCCACAACAGGAAGGAAAUGCGUCCAGUGCUGAUGUCACAUUACACUGAAAUGAAAUGAUGUAAAUGACACGGUAGUCAGUGUGAUGUUUAAAAUGAAUCCACAGAUACGCACAGAUACAAUUAUUUGACGUUGAUUUUAAGAGAAACAGAGUAUUUUUGUUCACAGACACGAAAUACUAUUGGUAAUUUUCCAUGUUUUUCUAUGAGAAGAGAAGUGGUUUUAUUUUUAUAAGUUUUGAUUAGUCUGGGUGAUCCUCCCUAUUUCAUUGCUCAUUGUGUAUAUUAUAUCCAUCAAGUAAAAUUAACAGCUAGCAGCCUAGCACCUUAACGUUAAAUAACUGCAAAUGAUUGUACCUUUUUUGUAACAAAGCAUCAUUAGCACCAUUUCGAUUUUAAUGAUGAAAAUUGUCUUUUUGAAUGUACUUACAUUUUACCUUUCAUUUAAAUCAUAACAUUAUAAUAAAAUCAUUCAAAUUAAACACAAGUCAUGUUAGUAAAAAAUACCAUUGUUGUUAAAUGUAAAAAUGUUUGGCAUAAUAAUGAACUCUAAGUCAAGAUGCGUUAUUAAAUUGAACUUCAUUGAAUGUCUGACAUGCAUUAAAUUAUGUCGUCAUUCACAUAUUAUAUGAAUAUUUUUCCUACUGGCAUUAAGGUACAUCACAAUGUACAGACCUGUUUUCAUCCUCAUCAAAUAAAAUAUGACAACAGAGUUUCCUGCAGACAAUAAU
Molecule: messenger RNA, 6616 nt
Organism: Paramisgurnus dabryanus
Lineage: Eukaryota; Metazoa; Chordata; Actinopteri; Cypriniformes; Cobitidae
Source: RefSeq, a predicted model, not a curated record